AUGGCUGAGUGUUUGAAAAGUUGUUCUUGGGACUCAGUGACCUUUGCUGAUGUAGCUGUGGACUUCACCCAGGAAGAAUGGACUUUACUGGACCCCAUUCAGAGAAAGCUAUACAGAGAUGUGAUGCUGGAGAACUACAAGAACCUGACCACAGCAGGGUAUCAGUCAUUGAAACCCACCGUGAUCUCUUGGUUGGAACAAGAAGAUGAUUUGAGGACAGUGGAAAGAAGAGGAGUCCUCCAAGAAGGAACAUGGGAGAGUUCUGUUCACUCCACAAGGCGUGGUAUACCUGUACGAAAUCACACCACAAAAAAAAGUUAUGAAUGUAAGGAGUGUGGGAAAGUCUACAAAUAUCAUAUAUCCAUUAAAAUUCACAUGGGAACCCACAAUGGAGAGAAACCCUAUAAAUGUAAGGAAUGUGGGAAAGCUUUCGUUAUAGCUUAUGAACUUAAGAGGCAUAUAAAAUCUCAUACUGGAGAAAAGCCCUUUAUAGGUAAGGAAUGUGGGAAAGCCUUCAUUAGAGCUGAUCACCUUAGGAGCUAUAUAAAAUCUCAUACUGGAGAGAGGCCCUUUAUAUAUAAGGAAAGUGGAAAAUCCUAUUUUUAUCCCUUAGUCCUUAAUGAUCACAUGCAAAAUCAUAGUGAAAUAAAAGUGCAUAAAUGUAAGGAGUGUGGGAAAGCCUUCCUUACUUUCUAUAGACUUAAAGAACAUAUAAAAUCUCAUAGUGAAGAGAGGCCUUUUCCAUGUGAAAAAUGUGGAAAAUUCUUUAAAAGUUCUUCAUAUCUUAAGAUUCACAAUCGAAUUCACACUGGAACAAAACCAUAUAAAUGUACAGAAUGUGGUAAAGCUUUUAUCAGGCCUUUACUUACUGAACAUAUGAAAACUCAUGCUAGAAAGUUUUUAUGUGAAGAUUGUGGAAAAUUUUUUGUCAGAUCUCAGUUUAGGGACCAUAGAAAAUCUCACAUUGGAGAGAGGCCCUUUCUAUGUGAUCGGUGUGGAAAAUCCUUUAAACAUUCCUUAUACCUUCAUCAUCACAAGACAAUUCAAUCGGGAAUAAAACAUUACAAAUGUGAGAUAUGUGGGAGAGCCUUCACUUGGAAAUCAGACCUUUCUAAACAUGUUCAAACUCAUGGUGGAGAGAAAGAAACCUGA
Messenger RNA from Lipotes vexillifer (Yangtze River dolphin), 1152 nucleotides. Its product is annotated as zinc finger protein 426-like. Gene Ontology annotation, cellular component: nucleoplasm. The transcript is spliced from 4 exons. Gene Ontology annotation, molecular function: RNA polymerase II cis-regulatory region sequence-specific DNA binding; DNA-binding transcription repressor activity, RNA polymerase II-specific. Bases 1 to 1152 code for a protein of 383 amino acids. NCBI's taxonomy places the organism in Eukaryota, Metazoa, Chordata, Mammalia, Artiodactyla, Lipotidae. Gene Ontology annotation, biological process: regulation of transcription by RNA polymerase II. The record is from RefSeq and is a predicted model, not a curated record.